Hydra vulgaris (swiftwater hydra) is the source of this 1563-nucleotide messenger RNA. Lineage: Eukaryota; Metazoa; Cnidaria; Hydrozoa; Anthoathecata; Hydridae. The record is from RefSeq and is a predicted model, not a curated record.
AUGGCCCAUAAUCGUUUGCUUUACAAGAAAAGUCAUAAAAAAGAAACAAUUUCUGAAGACUACAAAGAAAAAGACACGAUAUUAGAAAAUUCUCAUACGUCGAACAUCCAAUUUCUUUCAAAUCACGUCAUGAACUACAUAUCUCUUAGAACGGUGCCAGUUAUUCUUCGUAAUGGAUAUAAAAAAGUUGUGGUAAACGCAUUGCUUGACAAUGGAAGUACCAAGACAUAUUUGAACUCUGAUGUAGCGGGUGAGUUGUCACUGCAAGGUAAAACCGAAAAAGUAACUGUAAACAUAAUAAAUGGAAAAAUUGAUUCUUUCGAAACGAUGCCGGUAGAAUUUCAGUUGGAAUCGUUGAAUGGAGAAACAAAAAUUACAGUGGAAGCUUUUAUAGUUAAUAAUGUAACUGGAAACUUAAAAGCAGUUAAUUGGGCAAAUAUGUCAAAAAGUUGGAAACAUUUAAGAAAAAUCGAAUUCCCAAAUAUUAGACCAAAACCAAAAAUUGACAUUCUAAUCGGUGUGGAUUACGCUGAGCUGCACUGUGCAAUUAAGGAAGUAAAAGGAGGAUUUAAUGAACCAGUGGCUCGACUCACGCCGCUCGGAUGGACAUGUGUUGGUGGUAUUGGUGGAUCUCUUCAAACCCAUUUUACGAAAAUAACAUCUAGUACAAAGGAAAUAGAAGAUGCAAACAACACCUUAAAAAAAUUAUGGGAAAUUGAAGGCGAAGAAGAGAUGCAAUUUAGAAAAAUAAUGACAAGUCCAGAAGACUCUACCGCCCUUAAUAUAGUAACUAAUUCGCUAAAAACUGAGAACAGAAGAUAUGAGCUAAAAUUACCAUGGAAAGGUAAUAGAUAUUUGGACAAUAAUUAUACAAUGGCGUUAAACAGAUUACAAAAUACGGAAAAACGGCUAAUUAAAAACAAAAGUCUAGGAGAAGAGUACAAUAAUAUUAUAAAGCAGUAUCAAGAAAAGGGGUACUUGGAGAAAAUCAAUAAAAGGGAUCUUGGAGAUGGUUGGUACUUACCACAUUUUGCAAUUCUUCAUCCUGAUAAAUCAACUACAAAAGUCAGAAUUGUGUUUGAUGGAUCCGCAAAAUAUAAUGGUAAAUCAAUUAAUGAUGUUAUUUAUCAAGGUCCAAAACUUCAACAAGACCUUGUGACUGUUUUGCUGAGAUUUCGAAAAUACCUAGUGGCUUUAGCUUGUGAUAUAGCAGAAAUGUAUUUUAAAAUUGGAAAACAUAAAGAUGACCAAAGCGCCUUUUAUGGCUCAAUUUGUAACGCAAGAACACGCAAGAAAGUAUGCAAAAAAUUUCCUUUGGCUUCUGAAGCUGUUCUUGAAGCAACUUACAUGGACGACACAAUAACUUCUCUAGUUGAUGGAAAAGUAGGAAUUCAAUUAUACAAGGAACUCACGCUACUAUGGGGUUCAGCAGGAAUGUUUGCACGAAAGUGGCUUUCAAACUCGGUCGAAGUUCUUAAAAUAACACCAGAAAAUGAUCGUGCAGAACAUAUAAAUUUAGAUUCUGGAGAAUUGCCUGCAAUGAAAACACUUGGAGUUGUCUGA